Messenger RNA from Pollicipes pollicipes, 1567 nucleotides. RefSeq names its product malate dehydrogenase, cytoplasmic. The record is from RefSeq and is a predicted model, not a curated record. NCBI's taxonomy places the organism in Eukaryota, Metazoa, Arthropoda, Thecostraca, Pollicipedomorpha, Pollicipedidae. The transcript is spliced from 2 exons. Gene Ontology annotation, molecular function: L-malate dehydrogenase (NAD+) activity. The coding region runs from base 114 to 1112 and encodes 332 amino acids. Gene Ontology annotation, biological process: malate metabolic process.
GCCAAAGGUUACGUAUCUAGCGCGUCGGUCUCUUUUCGCCGCCUUUCCUGUGCCGGCUUGGUUGGUGUCCGUCGAGGAACGCGUGAGAGCAGACUACCCAUCCACAACACAUCAUGGGCAAGGAUCCGCUGCGUGUCUGCGUGACUGGCGCGGCCGGCCAGAUCGGCUACUCGCUGCUCUUCCAGCUGGCUGAGGGCAACGUCUUCGGCGCCGACCAGCCUCUGAUCCUGCAGCUGCUCGACAUCACGCCGUGCCUGCCGGCGCUGAACGGGGUCGUGAUGGAGCUGCAGGACUGUGCUCUGCCGCUGAUCCAUGACGUUGUUGGCACUGCUGACCCUCUUGUAGCCUUCAAGGACAUAGACGCCGCCUUCCUGGUGGGUGCCAUGCCACGCCGUGAAGGCAUGGAGCGCAAGGACCUGCUGGCUGCUAACGUCAAGAUCUUCAAGGAGCAGGGCAAUGCCCUGGACCAGGUGGCCAAGAAGUCGGUCAAGGUGCUGGUCGUCGGCAACCCGGCCAACACCAACGCGCUCAUCUGCUCCAAGUACGCGCCUUCCAUUCCGCGCGAGAACUUCUCGGCGAUGACGCGGCUCGACCAGAAUCGCUCUCAGGCGCAGAUCGCCGCCAAGCUGGGCGUGCCCAACAGCGCCGUGCGCGGCUGCAUCAUCUGGGGCAACCACUCGUCGACGCAGUACCCGGACGUGGCGCACGCCGAGGCCGAGGUGGGCGGCCGCUGGGUCAAGGUGCCCGAGGCGGUGGGCGACGAGCAGUACCUGCGUGGCGAGUUCAUCACCACCGUGCAGAAGCGCGGCGCCGCCAUCAUCGCCGCGCGCAAGCUCUCGUCGGCCAUGUCGGCGGCCAAGGCGGCAUGCGACCACAUGCACGACUGGUUCGCCGGCACGCCGGCCGACCGCUUCGUCAGCAUGGCCGUGUUCUCGGACGGCUCGUACAAGACGCCGGAGGGAGUCAUGUACUCGUUCCCCGUCACCAUCGCCGCCGGCCAGUGGAAGAUCGUGCAGGGCCUGAGCAUCGACGACUUCGCGCGCGAGAAGAUGGACGCCACCGGCAAGGAGCUGGUCGAAGAGCGCGAGGAGGCGGUGGCCGCCUGCGCCUGAGGGCGCGGCCGGGCCCUCAGCGCCCUCUAGCCGCGCGGCCGGCCGGUCAGUCCGCUCGGGUGCGCGCGCGGCCCGCCGGGGGCCCGGCGACACUCGCCGUCAGCAGACGCGCGCCAUCAGGUAGCUGCGGUGUGUUGGGUAGGCCGGCCGUGCCCGGCCGUCGGCGGCGUGCAGUUGGUCUGCCGUGGUACCAGCCUGCCACCGCGGCUUUACCCUGUGACGCGCGCCUACGGCGGCGGUCCCCGGAGUCAUUUUUGUUUUGGUAGUGGGAUAUAUGCUGUGGGUUCCAAGAGACGCUGCUAGUGCCAGGGUCGAAUUUAGUUGACGAAUUGACCAAUCUGUAACCACGUCCGAACUGAGGUCGUCAAGCACAUCGUUUCCUAUUGCAACUGUUGUUCAGAUCAUGUCGGCCCUUGGUGGACCAGCAAUACACGAAUACAAGAAUUCGUAAUCUA